Messenger RNA from Myxocyprinus asiaticus (Chinese sucker), 6086 nucleotides. Its product is annotated as inositol hexakisphosphate and diphosphoinositol-pentakisphosphate kinase 2-like. Gene Ontology annotation, molecular function: diphosphoinositol pentakisphosphate kinase activity; inositol hexakisphosphate kinase activity; 5-diphosphoinositol pentakisphosphate 1-kinase activity. The record is from RefSeq and is a predicted model, not a curated record. The transcript is spliced from 32 exons. Gene Ontology annotation, cellular component: cytosol. The coding region runs from base 446 to 4789 and encodes 1447 amino acids. Gene Ontology annotation, biological process: inositol phosphate biosynthetic process; inositol metabolic process. Lineage: Eukaryota; Metazoa; Chordata; Actinopteri; Cypriniformes; Catostomidae.
GUCAAAUCCGAGGACGGCUGUGAAACCGUCAACAUCGCCUCGCAUUUCAACGUAGGUCUGCAUUGACCAUCAGCCAAUCCUCAUUGAGCUAAAACAAACAUCAGGCUUCAUCAUUUCAUCUUUCUUUUCACUCUGUGAGGAGCUGGAGAAAUAUCCCUUCUGAAAUAGGCUGGAAAAAAUAAAAAUAAACAACCUAAAGAAAGAAUGAGUCAUCAGUCCACCACUUCACAUCUAUCCCAAUAACUAUCUACCUGCACUUGGGCUAUCCUCGUCCAAUCUGCCCUCCACCUCACACUCUCACACUCAUACGCACUCUGCCAGUGACCCCACUGCGGCUCCUGCAGGCUGGGUACGGAGCUGGUCUGGCCGCGUGCCCCUCCAGCUCUGCGUGUUAGUGUGAGAUGGCGCGGCAGGAAGCAGAGGGUCGCUGCCGCUGUGGACUGUAAUGUCAGAGCCCAGUAGCCCCGGCGAGAGCCAGUGCGGCGCUCCCAGAUUCUUCGUGGGCUGCGCAGAGGAUGAGAGCGAGGGCCUGGACGACUAUGCCAGCAUGAGGACAGAUAUGGAGCUGUACGAACAUGACCUGGAGGAUGACUCGCCUCCAGAGCGUCAGAUCGUGAUGGGGAUUUGCUGUAUGAUGAAGAAAUCGAAGUCCAAACCCAUGACUCAGAUCUUGGACCGUCUUUGUAAGUUUGAGUACAUUACCGUGGUAAUCUUUCCAGAGGACGUCAUACUUAAUGAGCCAGUGGAAAAGUGGCCACUCUGUGACUGCCUGAUCUCCUUUCACUCUAAAGGUUUCCCACUGGACAAGGCAGUGAGUUAUGCAAAGCUCCGUAACCCGCUGCUCCUCAAUGACCUUAAUAUGCAGUAUUACAUACAGGACAGGAGGGAGGUAUAUCGUAUCCUGCAAGAGGAAGGGAUUGAUCUGCCACGUUAUGCGGUGUUAAAUCGCGACCCUGACAAGCCUGAAGAGUGCAACCUGAUUGAGGGAGAAGACCAAGUUGAAGUUAACGGUGAAGUGUUCCUCAAACCCUUCGUAGAGAAGCCAGUUUCUGCAGAGGACCAUAAUGUGUACAUCUACUACCCCACCUCAGCUGGAGGAGGCAGCCAACGCCUCUUCAGAAAGAUUGGGAGCAGAAGUAGUGUUUACUCUCCAGAGAGUAGCGUGAGGAAAACAGGCUCAUAUAUUUAUGAAGAGUUCAUGCCAACCGAUGGGACAGAUGUGAAGGUGUAUACAGUUGGGCCAGAUUAUGCUCAUGCAGAGGCACGCAAGUCCCCUGCUCUGGAUGGGAAAGUUGAGCGAGACAGUGAAGGCAAAGAAAUUCGUUACCCGGUCAUGCUCACUGCCAUGGAGAAACUUGUGGCCCGCAAAGUCUGUCUGGCAUUCAAGCAAACAGUGUGUGGAUUUGACCUUCUCCGAGCCAAUGGCCACUCGUAUGUCUGCGAUGUCAACGGCUUUAGCUUUGUGAAGAAUUCCAUGAAAUACUAUGAUGACUGUGCCAAGAUUCUAGGAAAUAUUGUGAUGAGGGAGCUGGCUCCUCAGUUCCAUAUUCCCUGGUCCAUACCUACAGAAGCAGAGGACAUUCCUAUUGUCCCCACUACAUCAGGCACCAUGAUGGAGCUGCGCUGUGUAAUUGCUGUGAUCCGUCAUGGAGAUCGCACACCAAAACAGAAGAUGAAGAUGGAAGUGCGGAAUCCCAUGUUUUUUGAGCUUUUUGAAAAAUACGGUGGGUACAAAACGGGCAAACUGAAGCUGAAGAAACCCAAACAACUGCAGUCCAUAUGUGUUGUGCCAACCCCACAGGAAGUAUUGGACAUUACCAGGACACUCCUGGCAGACAUGGGACAGCAUACUGACUGUGAGAUUGAAGAAAAGAAGUCCAAACUUGAACAACUGAAGACUGUUUUAGAAAUGUAUGGCCAUUUCUCUGGAAUCAAUAGGAAAGUUCAGCUAACCUACCUUCCUCAUGGACAGCCCAAAACAUCCAGUGAGGAGGAAGAGACCCUUAAGGAGAGCCCCUCUAUACUUCUGGUGCUGAAGUGGGGUGGAGAACUGACUCCAGCCGGAAGAGUUCAGGCUGAAGAACUUGGCAGAGCCUUCCGCUGCAUGUAUCCUGGAGGUCAAGGGGAUUACGCUGGCUUUCCAGGCUGCGGCCUUCUCAGACUACACAGCACUUACCGGCAUGACCUCAAGAUCUACGCCUCUGAUGAGGGCAGGGUGCAAAUGACUGCUGCUGCCUUUGCUAAGGGUCUCUUGGCACUGGAAGGGGAACUGACACCCAUCCUGGUCCAGAUGGUGAAGAGUGCAAAUAUGAAUGGCCUGCUGGAUAAUGACAUUGAAUCCCUCAGUGGCUGCCAGCAAAGGGUUAAGGCCAGACUGCAUGAGAUCAUGCAGAAAGAUGAAGCCUUCACAGAGGAAGACUUUGACAGGCUGGCUCCAACAUGCAGCAGUUCACUGGUGAACUCUAUGAAGGUCGUGGAGAAUCCAGUGAGCACGUGUGAUAAUGUUUACACCCUCAUCCAGAGCCUCACUUCACAGAUCCGCAAAAGACUUGAAGACCCCAAAUCAGCAGACUUACAGCUGUACCACAGCGAGACACUGGAGAUGAUGUUGCAGCGCUGGUCUAAAUUGGAAAGGGACUUCCGCAUGAAGAGUGGUCGGUAUGACAUCAGCAAGAUUCCUGACAUUUACGACUGUGUCAAGUAUGACGUGCAGCACAACAGCUCUCUUGGCUUGGAGGACACGGUGGAACUCUUCAAGCUGUCUCGAGCACUAGCCGACAUUGUUAUACCACAGGAGUACGGCAUAAAUAAGGUGGAGAAGCUGGACAUUGCAUAUGCCUACUGUCUGCCUUUAGUGAAGAAGAUUCAGCUGGACUUACAGAGAACACAUGAGGACGAGUCUGUAAACAAGCUGCAUCCACUAUAUUCACGUGGAGUCCUGUCACCAGGCAGGCAUGUCCGAACCCGCCUAUAUUUCACGAGUGAGAGUCAUGUCCACUCCCUUCUUAGCAUCUUCCGUUAUGGUGGCCUGUUGGAUGAGGAGAAAGACCAACAGUGGAAGAGAGCCAUGGAUUAUCUGGGUGCAGUGUCUGAGCUCAACUACAUGACCCAGAUAGUCAUUAUGCUCUAUGAAGAUAACAAUAAGAACCCAUCCUCUGAAGAACGCUUCCAUGUGGAACUGCAUUUCAGCCCUGGUGUUAAAGUAUCUGAGGAGGAGAGUGCUCCAAUGGGCUUUGGCUUCCGACCAGCCUCUGCUGAAAAUGAUCAGAAGCAAACAGACCCUGGUAGUUUGGAGAACCUCGCACGAGAUGAACCUGAUCGGGCCUUGCCCCUGUCUGAGACCAUUAGCACCCAGAGGAAAUCCCCUCUGAUCCGGAAUCACAAGACUGGCUCCAUGGAGGUCCUGUCAGAAAGCUCAUCCUCUAAAGGGGGCAGCUACCGCCUCUUCCCCUCCUGCUCACGCCAGUCUCCAGAGAUGAAGCAGAGUGGAUUAGGCUCACAGUGCGCUGGUCUCUUCAGCACCACCGUUCUAGGGGGCUCCUCUAGUGCCCCCAACCUUCAGGACUACGCACGCACACAUCGCAAAAAAUUCUCCUCUGGCAGUUUGACCUAUAAAGACGAAUUGUUGUCUAUGCCGGCAGUAAAGCGAUUUUCUGUGUCGUUUGCAAAGCAUCCGACUAAUGGCACACAGGAUGAUACUUCUGCCAUGGUGGUUAAACCAUUUCUGUGGUGGUCUGGCUCAGAGCCCCUGGAGGAGCACCAUGUAGCCCAGCUGCUGAGGCGUUUUUCCACCGACCCCAAUAUUGGCCACCCGUUCUCAUUGGACAGUGCUUUUGCCCACCACCUCCAUCAGUGCUCCUACCAUCUCCGCCUCUUCCGCAACUGGUUAAUCUCCGGCCAGGACCCACUAGAAUAUCUUUACGGUUUUGAAGGCUGCUCCAUGGUGCCCUCUAUCUACCCUCUCGAGACCCUCCACAACUCCCUCUCGCUCAAACAGGUGAAUGAGUUCCUGACAGGUGUGUGUGAGAGUGCAGGAGAUUCCCACACCAGGACAACCAGAGCACUCUCAGCCAUGUUUGAUUCCCAAAACCAGCCGUCAGUGGACUCUUACAUCCCUCAAAGAGUGCUGUCCUCCUCUGUUUCAAUGCGGCAGCGUUCUGACCGCCCACCCUGGUACAGCAGUGGUCCCUCCAGUACUGUGUCGAGCGCCGGUCCCUCGUCUCCCACCACGGCUGACACCUCCCCACGCUUCAGCUUUAGUGAGAAGAUCACCCUCACCCCCCAGAGCAGCGAGGAGAUCCAUCUAGCUCCACACAACGCCAGCCAAGCUGCUUCCUCCACCUCUGUACUCGGCAACACUGAAACCAGCUUCUCCUCUGAGGACACACAUCCUUCAAUACCAUCUCCCAUUCAGGAGAGAUCCAGUGAAAUACCAGUGGACAGCACAGAUUCUGUAGACCAGUGUCUGACAGAUAGCCCCUGUUCUGAUGAGGCCCAUGAAGCAUUAAGUCUGACCCUUGCUGAGCCCAGGCCUUCCUGCUCACGCUUGGCCGACAGUCCGCCAAGGGAGUCCUUCUGUGGGCUGCCCGGCUCCCUGCCUGUGCUCCUUGAGCUCCGAGAGAGCAGCUCAGAGGCCGGAUCCAGCGCCCAGACUCCCCUCACCCCUGAAGAGCCAGAAGAGUUCUUCGAUACCCACGAAACGGUUGAGGUGUGGAUGGGGAGCCCAGGGAACCUGCCCCACUCUGGGAUUCCACUGGAGGUGGGAGCUCCACAUGUGCCUGAGCCUUGAAGGAAAUGGGACGGGUCAGCUUCCUCAUACAUGCAGCACUGCAGUCAACCAUGCGUCCUGGUGUUCAACCAUGCUCUCGCUGUAGUGCCUCAGAGACCUUCGUUAAGCCUCAGUCCAGUCCACAAUUGGGACAUUUGCUGACAUAAUUGUAGGCAAUAGUGAAGUGGCCAGUGAUUAAACAUAAGCUGUUCGAUGCACUGAAAAUCCAAUGUUUUUAUGUAAACAUAUUACUUAAUCUUACUUCUCACUUUCUCCAGAAGACCAUUUUUAUUCAUUGGCUGGUCUGAAAGAUAUUUUUAUAAGGGACUUCUUGUUUGAUACAAGUUUAUGUUUGGUGAAGUACUUUGACCGCAAUUGGCAAGCUAAACUUGAAUAAUUAACUGAUACAGCUAAAGGUAUAUUAAAUAAAUGCUAACAGUUUUAUUACUAUUUGCCAAAGCCUGCUAUACCACUGUCAUAAUUUAUUAAAUCAUUAUAAAAUACAUACAUAUGUAUAUAUAUAUAUAUAUAUAUAUAUAUAUAUACGUAUGUAGUAUAGAUAUUUAUUUACUAAUAAGCAGCUUACGUUUAACAAUGAGGCAGCAAAUGAAUAGUCUCUUUUUUUUUUUUUUUUUUUUUUAACAUUUUUUUGUUUUUAUAUUUGUAAAACCUACAGUCCUAUCAGUUUAUAAUAGUCCUUAUGUUAUCAUUAAGUUCAUUUCAAGUACAUUGCUCUCCUGAUUUGUAGUGUUCACCUCUGUGAAGUACUAAUUUUGUACUGUGAUCCUCCCUGUUUGAUCAGAUGAAGAGAGUACAGAGAUUAACAUGACAUGAAAAGAUUUAGUUCUCUUUCUGUCAAUUUCAAUGUGCAGUAAAAAAGAGAAACAAUGUUAUUAAAUAUCAAUAUUGGUCAGAGAAAUAUGCUGUUUUUCAUAAGCAUACAUCUUUUUUUGUCCAGGAUAAAUCCAAAAUAAUUUUUGACCUUUAGGUAAACCUUGGAUUGUGGACAUGGCUGUUUACUGGACUCUCACUGAUCUAAGACCAGCUUCUUGUCAUUUUGUCCUGAAUUUCAAAUGUAAAACCUCUAGAAUCUAGAGAUGAGCACUUAAUUUCCACCUUCUGUGAAUUAUUCCACUAAAUUAUUGAAUUGACUGAGAACUGAAUGAUUUGUGAUAACUGACAUUUUAAAGCAUUUGCCUCUGAUAGAUUCUCAACUCCAAGUUGUUGUACUGUUUGGUGCUCUGUAUGCAGUCUGCUCAGUAGUAUUAAAUGGCACUUUAAUUUACAGUGUUUGAAAUAAAAAUGACUUUGUCCACAG